CCGACUUCCGCCCGCCAACUCCCUUGUCUUUCUCGCCUCCCGCCCCCUCAAUUCCCUCUUCUCCUUCGGUAUAUUUAUUUAUACCUUCGACUGGAUUUGUCCUCCUUUCCGGGAAAUCUCGCCAUCGCCUCGUGAUUUCCCGUCGUUCGGCCUGCGUCUCCCGCAUCAGCAGCCAUCCGUGCCUGAGGAGACGAGCGCACCGUGAUCUUUCUGCCUGCAGCGCCCACCCCUCACCUGCAAUGUGUUCCCGGGAAAUCACUUAAAACACAUUCACACCCCUCCGCGCUACUCCGACUUAGUCUACGGGCCUUGGACCGGUCGUUUCCACCGCCGUCAUGCCGUCCAUCCUCAAUGACACCGACCGAGAGACCGUCAAGCGGAUGGUCCCCAAGUCGGCGAACAAAAUCAUCGCAGUAGCCGUUGCGCGACUUUACGUGGCGUACCCAGAUCCCCAGAGUUGGACUUACACCGGCCUACAGGGGGCUGCAGUGCUGGCGAACGACUUGGUCGGGCGCACCUUUUGGCUGAAGCUGGUGGAUGUAUCGCCCGCCAACAGAGGUGUUCUUUGGGAUCAAGAGAUCUAUGAGAACUUCCAGUACAACCAGGAUCGCUUAUUCUUUCAUACCUUCGAGCUGGAGGAUUGCCUCGCGGGGUUUUCUUUCGCGGAUGACAAGGAAGCCAGAACUUUCAUCAAGAAGGUGCACGAGCGGGAGAAGAGCGCAAACAAGGAGACCCUGAAGACACCGUUCGCAUCUACACGAGGCCAGGGCCCUGCUCCGGUGGUGAAUGGAAAGUCUGGCGUGGGACGUUCGCUAUUCGGCAGUCUGUUGGGUCAUCGGUCAAGCACGGCUUCCAAUGCACCAGCGAUCACACCCGCGGAACUCCCCCGGCACCCUCGAUCCAGUGACCCGUCCAUGAAAGGCCUGUUGGACGAGCUGGUGCAGAUGGGAAUCACGGAGGACCAGAUCGCAGACAACUCCGAUUUCAUCAAGUCAUAUAUUGAGCAGAAGCAAGCCAAUGGAGCAGACACCUCGCCCUCGCCCUCUGGUGAUGAGCAGAGAAGGGGAAAGGCACCUCCGCCGCCUCCACCGGUUGCCCCUCCUGCCCCCAAGUCAACCACCAUCAGCCCGCAGAACACUGGAAACAGCACGGGCAGUCGACGAGGCGCUCCUCCUCCUCCGCCGCCGUCGCGCAAGGCGCGCGCAGAUGCGGGCGACGAAUCGCCUGCACCGAAUCGGGAGCCAUCUCCUCCCCGACCCAGAUUCCGCGCGCCGCCCCCAAUUGCGGAUGCCGGCAAAUUCGCCCAUACCGUUGGCCCUGCACCCCCCAGUCGCCAACGUGCCAUGUCGGGUACCAACCCGGGGCCACCGCCGCCUCCCCGGCCCCCAAAGACUCCUAUGGAAGACCAAUCGCAAGGCCGCUUCGGAGUUCCGCCGCCUUUCGCAGGGGAACGGAAGGUCUCUGCUCCUCCUGCACCCCCGAGUCGCAACUCCGGGCCCGGAGGACCCCCGCCGCCGCCUCCCCGGACGAUGAGCCCGGCGUCACCACCACAGCUCCCCCCCAAGGUUCCCCAUGCUCAAUCAUCGGCGCCAGCUCCUCCGCCGCCGCCUCCGAGAAGUCCGGCUCAGCCGCCACCUGUGCCGGCUCUUUCCCGGCCUACUCCACCCCCUCCGUCUGCCAGCGCGGCUCCCCAGUUCCCCCGCCGCCUCCCCCGGCACCAGCCGUUUCAACGCGACCACCACCACCCCCUCCCGCGGUCAGCUCCCCGCCGCUUCCGCCGCCGCCUGCCGGAGGAGCUCCUCCUCCCCCUCCGCCCCCUCCUCCGGGAGCCGGACCCGCUCCCCCUCGAUCGGCAGCUCCCCCUCCGCCCCCUCCCCCGGGCGCUGCAGCUCCGCCUCCACCUCCACCCCCACCAGCCUUCUGGCGGUAGAGAUGAUCUCCUGUCUGCGAUCAGGGCGUCCGGAGGCAAAGGAGGCGGAGGCUUGCGCAAGGUCAAGGACUCGGAGAAGAAUGACCGGAGUGCAGCCUCAGUUCCAGGAGGUGCGAACGAACCUUCUGGAGGGGCUGCCCGUGGCGCACGUCCUCCCCAGGGAGGCCUGGCAGGCGCUCUACAAGAGGCUCUGGACAAGAGAAAGGGGAAGGUUCGAGGAAGCGAUGACGAGAAGGAAGACGACGAUGAUUGGUAAAUGUCGGACGGUAUAUUCUUUUUAUUAUCCUUGCUUUCUUUUUCAAAUAUCCUUUACCGUCAUUGUGGGUUAGACUUGUUGCGCUUUACUUGAUACCUGCAUUGGUCAGCGUUUCUCGUUCUUUCUUUCAUCGUGAUUCCAUGUCCUAUACGCAUCUUCAUUACCAUCAUACUCCGCGAGGUGCUUGAACACUGUCCUGAACCCUUUGUGGGGAAAAGUUGAGUCGAUAUGGGAAGUGGCGUGUGUAGAUUCCGGGUGGAUCUAUGGCAAGCCAGUAGCUAGGAAUACAAUCAUUAAGACCGAU
Molecule: messenger RNA, 2490 nt
Organism: Aspergillus steynii IBT 23096
Lineage: Eukaryota; Fungi; Ascomycota; Eurotiomycetes; Eurotiales; Aspergillaceae
Product: WASP family protein
Exons: 5
Coding region: 336-2186 (616 amino acids)
Molecular function (GO): actin binding
Source: RefSeq, a predicted model, not a curated record